AUGCGCGCGCCUCCCACCUCCGGCGCCUCGACGUUCCAGAUCCCGCUGGCUGCGCUGUCGACCAGCGUGUCGGCCGCAGAUCCGCCGCCGCAAGCUCACGAGACCCACGACCGUUACGAACCCUACACGACCUCCCUCCAGCAACGCCAGCAGCAGGCCCACCACUACUAUCGCCAGCACGAGCCCCUCUCGCGCCCGUCGAGCUCGUCCGGAAGCAUCCCCCACACCCUCCGUCGCACCCCGGAGCUACAGGACCUCAAUCGCCAGGUUUCCGCCUCGUCGCCCAGAGACACCGCCCAGGAGCACUGGGAGUCCGCCCGCGAGGCUGCCAACUCACGCCGGAACUCUGCCACCGAAGACGACCCCGGCGCUCCUCACCCUGCGCUCCGCAUCUCGCGGCGCACCCAAGCCGCCAUCCUGUACGCUCUUGAGGAAGCCCUCCGCGGUCCCAACCCAUUCACCCCCGACCUUGCCGAAGAAAACGCCCAGAUGUCUGACCUUCUCGGCGGCAAUGGUCGCGCAGCCAACGGCGGCGCGCGCUCUGCCGCCGGCCCCGUGCCGGUCCAGCAAGCGCCGGCGCCUAUGCGCACCCCACAGCAGAUCAUGAGGGCGCGCCAGGAACGCGAGACAGCACGCAAGCAGGCUGAGGCUGAGGCAGCGAAAGAACGCGAGGAACAGUUACAACGGGCGCAGCAAGAGGAACAGCGUAGGAAAAACGCCGAGAGGAGGGCUGCCGCUGCUGGCGUUGCUGGCCAGACCCAGGAUUAUGGAAGAACCGAGCCGGCACUUGGCAGGACUUCUGCCGAGGCUGCGUUCCCUAACUAUACCACCGCUGGCCCUCAACGCCCUCAGGCUAGUACCGGAGGUCCAGUCAUGUCGCCAGGACGUGGACAGCCGCAAGACCCUGCAGCGGCUGCACGCUCUCGAGGUCCGUCCCUGUCGCAAGGACAGCCACGCGCCGCUCCUCAGCAAUCCGCACCGGCUUCGACAUCCGCUCGUCCCGGACAGUCGUCAUCGGCACACGCGAGACAGACAUCCGGCUCUGCCUCGCAGGCCCGCCCUGGCGCAUCUGCUGGCCCGUCCAGCACUCAAGCGCGAGUAGCCGGAGAUGGUCAGGCACGUGAUCCGACCGUCUCGACGUUUCCACAUGCGUUCGAGCGCUGGGAGCAGUUGUCUUCUCACUGGGAAGGCCUCACGUCUUAUUGGAUUCGCCGUCUCGAACAAAAUCAGGAGGAGCUUGCCGGCCAAUCGCUCACGCAGCAGAUGUCCCGCCAGAUCACUGAUCUUUCUGCGGCGGGCGCUAACCUUUUCCACGCCGUUGUCGAGUUGCAGCGCCUGCGUGCUUCGUCCGAGCGUAAAUUCCAGCGUUGGUUUUAUGAAACUAGGAGUGAGCAGGAGCGCCAGCAGGAGGGACUUGGUGAACUACGGAAGGCUAUUGAGGUUGAGCGCGCUGCUCGUGAGGAGGCGCUUGAGCAAUUGCGUACCGAAAAGCAAAAGAGCGCCAAGGCCAACAAGAUGGUUCAGGAAAUGCAGCGCGAGCUGAGCAUCUCUAAAGACGAAGCUAGAAGGGCAUGGGAAGAGUUGGGCCGUCGUGAGCAGGAGGAACGUGAACGUGUGGUGUCCCUGCGCGAGGGCCAGCCGACCCUUGUCGGCGGCGUUCAGGUCGUACCCAUGGUCCCGGGAAUGAGCAGGCACGGAAGCGUUUCUCAGCAUGUGGCCCCGGGCGGUGUCCACGGCCAUCAGCAGCCGACCAACAUAGAAGGUGGUUAUAGCUACGAAGACCCGCAGUCUCCUACAGACACCGACCCAUUUACUGAGCCAUCUCGGCUGCACCACGAACCUGACGUACCAUCACUGGCUCAGGGUACAUACCAACCAGCGCAUCCCAACGCUUCGCAGGCCCCCGGUAGCACGGCCGCGAGGGCUACAAUGCCGUCCAUAUCGCCGGCGCCGCUCCAGCCGCACACGUACACUCCUGGUAGCACCGCGGCUGGCCUGCCCUCACCAACCACAGCACCUGAAGACCAGUUUUACCAACAUGAUGGAAGCUUCCUUCCCGGUGGACGUACGCCAACCAGCGGUGUGAUGAGCCCUUCAGGCGGUGAAAGGUCGUACGUACCUUCCUCGGUUGGAGAUACGAGCUCUAUCGGAGGCGAAGAUGAUUGGCUUGUCGACCAAGACGGUAACUACAUCCACGACAGCCAGGGCCGGCGCAUUCCCACGAGGUACCGUGAUGCAGGUGCCUCGUUUGGUCACGCCCGCUCGCAUUCUCAGCAGAGUGGCGAAGGCAGUGAAGAUGAUUAUGAUGUCGGUUCGGACAUUGCACGUGAACAGGAGCUGGCACAGCGUUACGGUAUUCCUUCCUCUUCGAUGGCUCGUCCCGGUGGAACCAGCACUGCCGGGCCCAACGACCCGAGUUAUGGCCCGAGUGUGAGCCUUCCCGACUACAGUGGUGCCGGUUAUGGUGAAUGGGCUGGCAUGCGCCAUCACCACCCUACGCGAUUGAGCGAUGUUCUGGAAGAGGACGAACGGAGCCGGACGAGCCCUAGUCGUGCAAGCCAAGCCAGCAGGGGCAUGUACUAA
Molecule: messenger RNA, 2583 nt
Organism: Lasiodiplodia theobromae
Lineage: Eukaryota; Fungi; Ascomycota; Dothideomycetes; Botryosphaeriales; Botryosphaeriaceae
Exons: 2
Coding region: 1-2583 (860 amino acids)
Source: RefSeq, a predicted model, not a curated record